Molecule: messenger RNA, 1706 nt
Organism: Malania oleifera
Lineage: Eukaryota; Viridiplantae; Streptophyta; Magnoliopsida; Santalales; Ximeniaceae
Product: exonuclease V, chloroplastic-like
Exons: 7
Coding region: 15-1418 (467 amino acids)
Biological process (GO): interstrand cross-link repair
Cellular component (GO): nucleus
Molecular function (GO): single-stranded DNA 5'-3' DNA exonuclease activity
Source: RefSeq, a predicted model, not a curated record
CCCACGACUCAUGUAUGAGCGCAAAAUACAGGGACAUUCCUCUUCCAACGGGUAACGGGUCCAAAGCCUCAAUCGUGAAUCGCGAUUCACAACGGACAACCGGAGUCCCGGCGAUCGCGACGGGGAGUGGCCGAGUGCUUCGAAGACUCGCCAGAUCGCCCAAAAUGGCGGAGUCCGAACCGCCACCACACCCCGCGACCACCCCGGCCAACGAUAACUGCCAAGUCCCUGAGAUUGAGAAUGAGAUCCCCAUUGAGAUCGUGAGCGCAGAAGAGAUGGCUCUCCUCGACGCUGCCCUUUCCGCCGCGCGCUCCUCUCUCUCCUCCGCCGUCGCCGCCGCGGCCGCCUCUUCUUCCCCGCGCUCCUCCGCCUUUGCUUCUCUGUCCUCCACUCGUUUCCAGAGAAACGUGAGGUCCAUUCAGUCCAUCACUCUCCUUUCUAAAAGGCGGAUUACAGGUUCUACAGGACCCUGUACGGUCGGAGAUAUUGAGGACUCGGGUAAUUUUGGGAGCACCCAGAAGAGGAUUAGAGCGAAUGAGUCGUUGUUGCGGAGGUUUCGGAAAAAAGGCUUGUCCGUGACAGACAUCACUGGGACGGAAUGGUGUGAAAAACAAAUGGAGUUUGUUCUUCUCUUUGGCAAGCCUAUAAAAACUAAAGCUAUGAAGGCAGGUUCUGCUCGCCAUGUGAAACUUGAAGAAGAGGUUGUAAAAAAAGUGAAAGUUCUUACCAAAUCAGUUGAAGAUGUGUGGGCGCUGAGGUUUAUAAAUUUUAUAGUUGGUGCAAAUCAAUUAAUGUUUGAGGGAUUAACACGUGAGCUGCCUGUAAUAGGCUUUGUGGAUGGUGUAUGGGUUGUAGGUGUGAUAGAUGAAAUCCGAAUGCCUGCAAUUGAAAAUGAGAGAAACCCAACAUUGGUAGACACAAAAACUCGUGUGCAAGCCACUCUUCCCGCUGAAGCACAACGGAGAAAUGGAAGGCUUCAAUUAAUGUGCUACAAGUUUUUGUGGGACAAUUUAGUUGCCGAUAACUUCCCCUCAAAACAAUUUUUUGAUUUUUUUACCCUCAAUCCCCAUUAUAUCCUCUCUGAAGAAAUAAGAAAGAAUACUGCUUUAUCAGAUUUUCCUGUACAGACUCUUAAUGAUUUAGUGAGGUACUUCAUAAACACAUGUUGCGUGCUGCCCCAAGCUCAUGGUGAGCUACUGUUGAGAUAUGAACUCCAAAAAGAUCAUUCAUUGCUUGGUGAAGAUUUUUUUUCUUAUGACUCUGAUUGGCUCAAGAAUCAGCUGCAUAGCUGUCUCGAGUUCUGGUCGGGAGAGCGAGAAGGGAGAUAUGUUCCCCGGGAAGAAUGUUGGAAAUGUCGAUUUUGUAAGUUUGCUUCCGUGUGUCCUGAAAGUACUGAUCUCAACAGCACACGAAGAUAGAAAAGCAUUCAGCAUUGUUCUCUUAUUUAACUCAAAGAGCAUUCUUCGUUUCUAGUAGUGAUGGGCUCGAUAUGCAGCAGCCUUCCUGCAAAACUGCAAAGAAUUAACACUCUUCUAUAGGAUCUUCUUUGCCAGAUGCUAUCUAGCUUCAGGCAGGCAUAUAAUCUAAUUGGUCCUCGUGUAUAUUCAUGUGUAACGUAUGUUGCAGCCUGUAUCCAUUCAUUGUUGUAACAAUGGAAUAAUUAAUUAUUAAUUUCGAUCAAUUGAAUGUGCAAUCAUAUUACUGUU